Messenger RNA from Dromaius novaehollandiae (emu), 4192 nucleotides. It is a transcript of the gene NTNG2, whose product is annotated as netrin G2. Bases 1339 to 3324 code for a protein of 661 amino acids. NCBI's taxonomy places the organism in Eukaryota, Metazoa, Chordata, Aves, Casuariiformes, Dromaiidae. Gene Ontology annotation, biological process: substrate adhesion-dependent cell spreading; animal organ morphogenesis; tissue development. Gene Ontology annotation, cellular component: basement membrane. The transcript has 13 exons. The record is from RefSeq and is a predicted model, not a curated record.
GGGCCGCGCUGCAGCCUCCCCGCGCGCAGCCUCCUCUUCCUCGCGCGGGCUUUGCUUUUUUUUCUCUCUCUCUCUUUUUUUUUUUUGCCUCCUCCCUCCGCUCCCCGCUCGCAUUUCCUCCCUGCACCUUUAAGAAGCGCGUUGCUCGCCGCUGGGAUGGUGUGUGCUAAAGCUGCACAGAGGAAGUUACGCAGCCUGGAUCAGGCACGGAGAUAAAAGCUCCGAUCGGGAUUGAAAGUGAUAGCAAAAGGGAUUUCGGCCUCGGCAUUAACUUGCGCGGGGAGCCGGGGAUUGCACAAAGCUCCCCGGCCAUCUGCCCUUGGGGCCGGCGAGCCGCGGCGGGGCCGCGCUGCCGCCGCCCGCCGCCCCCGGGGGGGCCCCGGCCCCGAAGUUCACUUGCGCGCCGGGACCCGCCGCCGCCGCUGCCUCCCGGUGGCGCCUGCUAAUGACCCCCCCCCCUUUCCCCCGAGGAUGGAAGGGGAACCAGCCCGCAGGUAGCAGCGGGGCCGGGAGCUGGAGGCUGGGGGACUUGCUGCUAAGUUGCCAAAAGGCCGCGGCGGACAGAGAUCACCUUACGCGAGUGCCUCACCACCACCGCGGAGCCGGAGGGAAGGCGAGCAAGGCCGACGCCGCUCUGUCAAUCCCAUGACGGCGAAGGAGCCUGCUUGGACCCGCAGAUGUUGCCACCCAAUGCAGUAACGCCGAUGCCAUCCUCCCCGGGAAGAAGGGAGGUCUAGCCCCAAAGAGUCUCUCUUGUCAGAGUUGUAUCGAUGAGCAGAUGCUAUAUUUAUUUUACAAAUUAACGUUCAAAGAACCCGGCAAUUAUUUAAAGCAGACCACAGGUUAAAGCACUCCACACAGCGACGCAUUUGCGGCAGAUGAGAAGGUGGCUGAAAACCUGAUCCAGCACCAUCUCGCAGCCUCUCCAAUUUACUCCUAUCAAAUUUCAUCAGCAACUCAGAACUUGAUCUUUCUAUUGAUUGACUGGAGUCACCUCUAGAUAUUUUCAUGCUGAUUUGGAAGACCUUUCAUAUAACAAAAAGGGGAAAAAUGAGGUUAAGGAAGACUUUUGACCACUGAUCAGCAAUUCUAGCCGAAACUUUCCAAAUCGAGUGAUUUGCAAAGUUGGCUUCUGCAUCGAGAGCAGCUUUCCGUGUCUGAACACGACGUGGAGAGCGGGGCCAUUCCUGUGAUCGUCUGGAUCUCCUUAGACUGGAUCACUUUUGGAUGAGGAGUUUCCAUGCUGAUCCCGAGAGCAUCCCCUAGCCCAGUAGCUGCCUUUCUCGGGACUCUCGGCGCUUCCCUUGCCCGGGGAUCCGGCCCGCGGUCCCAGCUGCCAUGCCCUACCUGGUUGCUCUCCUUUUGCACUGUCUGCCCCUGGCCAUGGGGCAGUAUGACAUUUGCAAGUCCUGGGUGACCACGGACGACGGCCCGUCAUGGGAGUUUUACGCUUGCCAGCCCAAGGCCAUGCGGAUGAAGGAUUACGUGACGGUGAGAGUGGAUCCCGCGGGGAUCACUUGCGGGGACCCGCCUGAGAGGUUCUGCACUCACGAGAACCCGUACCUGUGCAGCGACGAGUGCGACGCCUCCAACCCGGACCUGGCCCACCCGCCCAAGCUCAUGUUCGACACGGAGGACGAAGGGCUGGCCACGUACUGGCAGAGCGUGACGUGGCGCCGCUACCCGGAGCCGCUGCUAGCUAACAUCACGCUGUCCUGGAACAAGAGCAUCGAGCUGACGGACGACAUCGUGAUAACCUUCGAGUACGGCCGGCCCACCAUCAUGAUGCUGGAGAAGUCCCUAGACAACGGGAGGACUUGGCACCCGUACCAGUAUUACGCGGAUGACUGCAUGGAGGCAUUCAGCAUGCCAGCACGGAGGGUCAGGGACCUCUCUACCACCAGUGCCAACAGGGUCCUCUGCACAGAGGAAUAUUCCCGCUGGGCGGGCUCCAAGAAGGAGAAGAACGUCCGCUUCGAGGUGAGGGACCGCUUUGCCAUCUUUGCCGGCCCCGACCUCAAGAACAUGGACAACUUGUACACCCGGCUGGAGAGCGCCAAAGGCCUGAAGGACUUCUUCACCGUGACCGACUUGAGGAUGCGGCUGCUGAGACCGGCCCUCGGCGGCACCUACGUGCAGAGGGAGAACCUGUACAAGUACUUCUAUGCUGUCUCCAACAUUGAAGUCACUGGCAGGUGCAAAUGCAACCUCCACGCCAACCUGUGCACCUUCCGGGAGGGCAGCCUGCAGUGCGAGUGCGAGCACAACACCACGGGGCAGGACUGCGGCAAGUGCAAGAAGAACUUUCGCUCCAGGUCUUGGCGAGCGGGGUCCUACCUGCCUCUCCCCAACGGGUCGCCCAACGCGUGCGCAGCUGCAGGCUCGGCCUUCGGCAUGUACGGGCGACCGCAGCGCGGUACCACCACCAAACUGGCCACCACCACAUCAUCUACCACCACCACCUCCACCUCCACCACCACUACCACCACCUCCACCACCACCCCCCAGCCAGCAACCACCAUCAAACCAGCCUCUGAGCUCGCUGCCGCUGUGCCCAUGCAGGAGACACAGGAGAAAACAGCUGUUGAGCGCCCACCAAGCACCGCAGCGCUCGGACCCAGGCCGAAGCCACCAGAGCCUCCGGAGAGCAUCCGAGCGGCACCGCGGGGCAAGGCCGGGCGGACGGCGCACGCCGCGGGCAGGAGGCACCGCAAGAAGGCAGCGUCCUCAAAGAUCUCAAAGCUCGUCCGGCUCAAAGCAGACUCCAGCCCCGUGGCUCCCAUUGAGGCGUUCGAAGACUGCGAGUGCUACGGCCACUCCAACCGCUGCAGCUACAUCGACUUCCUCAACGUGGUGACCUGCGUGAGCUGCAAGCACAACACGCGGGGCCAGCACUGCCAGCACUGCCGCCUCGGCUUCUACCGCAACAGCUCGGCCGAGCUGGACGACGAGAACGUCUGCAUAGAGUGCAACUGCAACCAGAUCGGCUCCGUGCACGACCGCUGCAACGAGACCGGCUACUGUGAAUGCAAGGAAGGCGCCACGGGGCCCAAGUGUGACGACUGCCUGCCCAACUACUACUGGAGACAGGGCUGUUUCCCCAACGUCUGCGACGACGAGCUCCUGCUCUGCCAGAACGGCGGCACCUGCUACCAGAACCAGCGGUGCCUCUGCCCCGCUGGCUUCAAGGGGGUCCUGUGCCAGCAGUCCCGGUGCGACGCCGACAGAAAGGACUGCGACGGUGCCCCCGGCGCCCGCCCCGGCCUCGGCCCCCUCCUCCUGGGCGCGCUGGCCCUGCAGCUCCCGGGCUGGGUGGACCUCUGAAGCCUACGCGGGGGGGUGGCCCGGUCCAGGCACGUCACCGGAGGACCUGGGGGGGCGAAGGAAGCCGGCAGCCUUCCUUCCCGCUGGGACUUGCACAACGUCUUUGGGUCCGCUCGCCAAGCGCAGAGGUACGCAGAAACCCAGGGGCUGACCACUGGCCACGAAGCCAUCCCGGCCCUGCCGGAGCGGGCUGCAGAGGGGACCGCGCCAGCCACCGCCCCACGGGGACGCGCCUGCCCUCCCGGCCGCGCAGCCGCUCUCCUCCCCUGCUCUGGGGACCCUGGCAAACCAGUGCCGCAAUCCAAGGGAUAUUAUUUUUUUUUAUUAAUUUGUUUAUUUUGGUAUAGGCUUUUUUUUUUUUUCCCCCUCCCUUCUUAGUGUCCCGUUUUGUAAGAGUCCGUCAUAACUCCGGAGCCCCAGAACAGGUAGGAGAAGGGGAGGGAGGGAAGAGGGGACUCUGGUCCAUCCUUGCUGCAUCGCCCCACCGCUGGCCCGGCCCAGCCCUACACCCACUGUUGCCUACAACUCCAGUUGCCGCAUUGAUUUUGUGUUUCCAUCGCUGGGUUUUCUUUUCUUGCACUGAUGGAGAAGACAGGGGCCGUUAGGCACACGGUACGUGAGGAGCGCAGUGUCUUCUCCACACAUUUCCGUAUAGUGUACGGUUCAAAUACUUCUUCGGUAGAGACUUACUCUUAUUUGGACUAAGUGUCAUAAAAGAACCACCACUUGAAGGGACAUUUUGCCAUGGGCAUUGGAUUAUGGUGUAUCCUCCUACAGUAAAGCAACUAUUAAUUGCUGCUUGAUCACCAUGUUUUCCUUUUUGUGUGCACAGUUAAUUACAGGUAAAGACUUAUUUUUUGAUUCAUAA